GGUCGGUACUUGGGAAAGGUACCGAAGUCUGUUGACUCCACAGAGACUAAUUUGAGAAUCAGAAUGGCAGUCCCGUUAUUGUUCACCAUUUUGAUGCCAUUUGAUUUGAAUGAUUGAAUCAUUUGAUAAAGAACGGGAAAGAGCAUUACCCUUCCCCUCCCUCCCCACAACACGCUCCUCAGCGUGCGAGAUUGUGUGAUGGUUUGCUUGACAGCGUAGCUUCACAUCUUCUGUGUGAAGCCAUUGGGGAAAUUGCUGCCAUGGAGGAUGCCAGGAGCAAGUAUCCCUCGCUUCCUUCCAACUAUGUCUCCAUCCUUCAACUGCAGCAACGCUGGAUGAAAGAACAACAGCGAAUACAGGAAGAGGAAGAGAAACGGCGAAAGCAAGACCGGGAAUCCCACAGCCCUACGGAAGACAAUGACCCUACUCAAAAUGAUACUCGCCCUAAAUUUAAAGGUCGGCGUAAGUUCCGCCCAAAUGGGGACAAACAUCGCCGGACGAGCGACGAGUGCUCUCAGAAGCCGAAAUGGUCGGAGGUCGACGGGGAUCGCCAGAGGGACGGGCUGAGGCAUCAGAAGCCGAGGGCGGCGAAGGUCAAGGCAGAUCGCUGGACCGACCAGGUGGAGUCUCAGAAUCCGGAGCAGGCGGAGGUCGGUUGUCAGAAGCCGGAAUCGUUGAAAGUCAAGAAAGAUGGCCGGACGGUCGAGGAUUAUUGUCAGAAGUCGGAGAUGGAGGCCAUGAUUGUUGUUGGAGAGGAGAUUAAGGAUGAUGAGCAAACGACUGCUGGACUGAAGAAGAAGAAGACGAAGAAGAAGAAUAGAAAGACAAAGCCUAGGGCAGAGGAGGGGCUGGCAGGAGGUACUGUACAGCCAGUGUCAAAAAAUGGAAAUGAGGACAAAUUUCCGGGUAGGGUGAAUCAGAUGGACGGGAUUCAACGGAGAAUGGAGAAGCUCUCAGUGGAUCCUGGGAAAGUGGGAGGCAGCCAUAGAUCAACAUCCCUUCACAUGAAUGAUGGUUAUCGGCGGAAGCCGAGUGUUUCUGGAAGGUCGCGCAGCCACAAGGCAACUGGCGCUGGCCUUGUCUGGGUCAGAAAAGGAGAAACUUCCGAUGGUAAUGUUGCCAGAACCUCCUGCUCAGGUGGUUCUGGUAGCCAGAGAUGAAUUUCCUCCUCCAACCCUUUAAUAUGUGGUUAGCCCUAUGGAUUUUAUGCUAUUGUGAAAUACUCCGAAUUUAGUUUACUGAUUCCUUUUUCUGUGCUCUUGCAAUGGCUUUCUUGUGCAGUUUGCUUUAUGAAUAUCGUGUUAUUGAGAAACAUUCUGAAUUUUCUUUUGUGUUCUGGUUUCUAGUUUUGAUUAAUGUAAAGGCUUACUGAUUGUUUAAGCUUC
Vitis riparia (riverbank grape) is the source of this 1385-nucleotide messenger RNA. RefSeq names its product myb-like protein X. The transcript has a single exon. The record is from RefSeq and is a predicted model, not a curated record. The coding region runs from base 261 to 1160 and encodes 299 amino acids. NCBI's taxonomy places the organism in Eukaryota, Viridiplantae, Streptophyta, Magnoliopsida, Vitales, Vitaceae.